Molecule: messenger RNA, 4690 nt
Organism: Passer domesticus (house sparrow)
Lineage: Eukaryota; Metazoa; Chordata; Aves; Passeriformes; Passeridae
Gene: SH3TC1
Product: SH3 domain and tetratricopeptide repeats 1
Exons: 18
Coding region: 338-4333 (1331 amino acids)
Molecular function (GO): protein binding
Source: RefSeq, a predicted model, not a curated record
UUAGCCUGUCAAGGGGAAAAAUAAUUUAAAAAAGUUUUUAAAAAAUUGUGUGGGAGUUUAAUUGUAAAGCGCCUGGAAUACUGAUUUUUACCCUCCUUUUAAUAAUUGGAGGUUUUUAGAUGAACAGAAUUAUUGUUUCCCAGUCAACAUAUAUUUCUUAAUUUCUUUAUAGUUUGAUGUUUUAGAGGCUCUAUUUGCCAAGUGGUUUGUUAAUUCCAGUAGAUAAGAGGAAUUUUAUUCCACUUGCAAGAUGAAAGAAAAAUAGGGAAAGCUCAUUUCCUAUGCCAAAGCUUGUUGUUGAUAAUGUUAAUUGUGCCACUGUGAGGAAAUUCAAAUUAUGGAGAGUUUGGCAGUGGCAGGUGGCACAUCUAUGCUCAGCACUAACACCACUGUCCCUGCUCUGGAGGGAGAGCAAGACAGGAACUUGGAGAGGGAAGAAACUGAGCAGGAAAUGUGCAGGUGUGACUGCAAACAUGUGGAGAGCAAUGCUGCCAUCAGCACCCUCAGGGAUGGAGCUGGGAUGGACACAUUGCAAGAACAAACAGAGUGUUCUCCAAGUGAAAAAUGCAUGAAUGUCAGUUCAAGGACCCUUCCCAGUCAGGCAGAGAAUUUUCCAACUGAUAUCUCCUUGAGGUUAACAAUGGUGAAAAGAAAGAGUGGAUGUCCUGAUCCCAGGCUCCAAAGACAGCUCAGAGGGCACCUCCGUCUUCUGGAAAAUGACAGCAAGGAAGUGAUGACUGUCUUCAGUGAGCUUUCUGCCAGACUCCUGUCUAUUCACAGUGAUCAAGAUUUAAUAGUGGUGACAUUUAAAACUUUUGAAGAAAUAUGGAAGUUUCUAACGUACCACUCACUGGGUUUUAUAAAUCAUUGCAUGGAGAAUUUAUUCCUAGACCAGUCUUUCUGGCUAUAUUCCCAAGAGGAGGAAGAUACAGGCAUUGAAGUCUGUAUAAAUGAAAAAUCAUUAAAUUUGAUGUACAGAAGUCUGCUAGUACAGGAAGGAUCUUUUUUUGUUUUAUAUCCUGAUAAUACGAUAAGAAAGAUGAUGGUUACAGACAAUGAAACAACUUAUUUUGAGACUGGGGCUUUUACUGAAGAUGUAAAAGGUGGAUCUGUGGAUAGUGACAUGCCCACAUGGUCUAAUGCUUCCCUGGAGCCAUUGGAGCCUUUCCAUCAGUGGUUUCUUAAAGGGUAUUCUAAUCCCAUUGAUUUUUCAUAUAAAAAUGAAUCUAAUUUGAUCAAAAAAGUUGCAAUGGGAUCCUGUCUAGCUGUGAUUAAUUAUGAAAGUAUUGUGUCAGAAGAGCUGAGUUUCCAGGAAGGGGACAGAAUUGAGAUCCUUGGCUACUUCAUUGAAUGCAUGGAAUGGUUUCUUGGAAGACAUGUAUUUACUGGCCAAAUAGGUUUUGUAAAGACAGGUCAUGUUAAACUGGACUUCUCUAAAAAUAAACCACAAGAUCUGGAUUUUCUUGAAGAAGAAGAGCAAUCUUUUUUUUCAAAAGAAAAAAAUUUGGAAGAAGUAGUACAUUUGUUGAAAGAAACCUCCAUCACAGAUGUUUGCUCUGUGUAUAGAAUAGAUGAAUUAGAAGAACCUGAAUUUCAGAAAGCUCAUGAAUGUGACAUUGCACGCUCACCUUCUAGCCCAGGAUCCACUAGCAAGAAUGGCAAGAUAGAAGAUUUGCUGAAGAACUUCAAGAAUUUGGAGGCCACUCAAGCUGGAGAGCCACCUGCUGAAGGGAAGGAAUCUGCUGGCUCUUCAAAGACUGAAAUAUUUCCUCUACCUGAAGGGCCUUGCUUCCACAUAUGUCAAGAAGAUAUUCAAGCAUCUGACAUGUUUGAGCCCUUGUUACUUUUCUUAAAUAGGAAAGAGUAUGAGAGCAACUUCAAAAGCCUGUAUAAUUUCUCUUAUUCAUUUAUGAAUAGCAUGUUUUAUGGAUUUUCAGAAGAAGAAGAACUGGUUAAUUUUUUAAGAUUAGCAAGGGAAGCAGCAAAGAAAGCAGGUCUGUCCUGGGCACUAGCAAGGCUAUGCUUUCUCUUAGGCAGGCUCAGUGUCAAGAAGCUGAAGUUUUCCCAAGCUCGUGUAUAUUUUGAGGAAGCAUUGAGAGAAGUAGCUGGAGGGUUUAGUGAUUUGUACUUUGUGAUUUCUCUUUAUACAAAUCUAACAGUCAUCUACUUGACCCAGAAGAACAAAGAAAAGUGUACUCAUAUUUUUGACAAGGCUGCAUCUCUUCUCAUGGGAAUUCCCAACUACAUUUGCAGUGCUGACCUGGAGUCAGAUAUACUGAAGUAUGCUCUGAAGAGGACAAUUUUGAGCCAGAACAAACAUGCAGAGGCAAGGGCAUGCUUUCUGCUGGCAAAACAUUACAGUGCACGCAAACAACACCAAGAGGCACUGCCUUUCUUGGAAAGGUUUCAGCUGUUGCUCAAUGACCUGGGUUUACAAAACAGUUUAUCCAACAACUGUUACUUCAAACUGGCAGAGUCCUACCACGAAAAGUGUUUGCCACACAUUGUGUUAAGUUGCAUAAAGGUUAACUCUCCCCAGAGCUCCAGUACCUUAAUGGAUUCCCUGAAAAGGAUUGAUUUAGUCAUCAAAAAUGCUCCCAAAUUAUAUGGCCUGAGAAAACUCAGACAAAUAUUCCCAUCCCAAAUUGCACCUUACCUCAUACAAGCACUUUCUUCUGUCUUUACUAAUGAGGAGGAAGGACUGUGCAGCACUAUCUAUCUCAGCUUAGCAAAGCUGUACAGCCACCACAAACAGUAUGGGAAAGCCAUUGCUUACAUGAUGAAAGCACUGGACUCUGCUUCUACUAAGCCAGAGGAAACAAUCAACUAUUUGGUUUCACUUGCUUGGCUUUACAUUCUUCACAAGCAAUAUGAAGUGGCUUUAGCCAUUUUAAAUGCUGUUGUAGGCUCUGCAUGGAGCAGUCCUCAGCAGCUCGGCAUUGCUUACAACAUGCUUGCCAUUGCUUUGAAAAGGACCAACAACACAAAAGAAGCUGCUGAGAGCUACUACAAAGCUCUGCGUCUUUCAGAAGAGACUGACAUGGCCCAUAACCAAGCCAUAGCCCUGGCUAAUUUUGGGGCACUCUGCCUGCAUGCAGCAGCCAGCAAGCUGGCAGAAUAUUAUUUUAUCAGGGCAGUUAAGCUAUUCUCCAGGCUUCCAAUUAUGGAUUGUGGUCAAGAUUUUAUCCAAGUCCUCCUUCAGCUGGGAUGUUAUUAUGUUGGUGGAACCAAAAGAGAGAAAGGAAGGUUUUAUUAUGAAUGGGCUUUUUUAGUUGCAAUGGAGACAAGUCAUCUGGAGAGUCAGCUGCAAGCAAUUAAACUGCUGUGUCAUUUCUACAGUACAGUUGCUCCCAAUGAGACUCAGUGUGUCAUCUACAAUGAAUAUCAACUAUCUUUAGCCAGAAAGAUGUCCAACAAAGUUCUGGAGGGCCAAAUUUUGGAAACUAUUAGUCAGCUCUAUUUGUCUUUAGGAACAGAAAGGGCCUACAGGUCAGCUCUGGAAUAUACCAAAAGAAGCCUUGGAAUAUUUAUAGACCUCCAGAAAAAAGAGAAGGAGGCAUAUGCUUGGCUCCGGGCAGGAAAGAUAUAUUAUGUUCUGAGGCAGAACGAGCUUGUGGAUCUUUAUAUUCAGGUUGCUCAGGAUGCUGCUCUUUGCACAGGAGAUCCAAAUUUAGGAAUGGAACUGUUUGAAGCUGCUGGAGACAUAUUUUUCAAUGGUACUUGGGAAAAGGAGAAAGCAGUGACUUUCUACAGGGACAGGGCUCUCCCACUUGCUGUUCAGACUGGCAACAAAACCACUGAACUCAGAUUGUGCAAUAAGUUGGUGGAAUUGCUGAUGAAUCUGAAGGCUUAUGAGGAAAGUCUGGAAUAUGCAAGAGUAGCUCUUGUCCUCAGUGUAAAAUUAGGAAAUCAGCUAAAUGAAAGAAUAGCUUACCAUCGCCUGGCAGCCAUCCAUCACCAUUUGGGUCACUGUGAACUAGCUGAACACUUCUAUUUAAAGGCCUUGUCCCUCUGUUCCUCUCCUCUGGAGUUUGAGGAGGAAACACUCUAUUAUGUCAAGGUGUACUCAGUCCUAGGAGACAUUAUAUUCUAUGACCUUAAGGACCCUUUUGAUGCAGCUGGUUAUUACCACUUGGCACUCGCUGCUGCCAUGGACCUGGGCAAUAAAAAAGCUCAACUGAAGAUUUACACCAGACUUGCUGUGAUCUACCAUAACUUCCUUGUGGAUAGGGAAAUGUCUCUCUUCUUCUACCAAAAGGCAAGAACCUUUGCAACAGAGCUGAAUGUAAGGAGAAUAAAUUUAGCUCCUGAUCGGUGUUACCAGAGUUCAUAAGCAUUUUUGGAAAAUGCAGCCUAACUACUGCAAAAGUACCUAAGGAAAUACUGCACUGGCUUUGUAGGAGGAUGAAGGCUGCAAUCAAUGACUCAUUAUCUGUGUGCUGUAAGGUGGAGCUCCUCAUCCCAGACUAAAUUACCAGUUUAUAUGACAGUGAAUUACAUUUCAUUAAGAUACACAGCUUUGUACUUGUUAAAGAUCAGUCUGUGAACUAAAACCAAAACCCAAGUAUUUUUUUUAACUACAAUUUUCUUUGCUAUAUCUUUCUGCCUUGAUGGAUAUUGGAAAAUGAUUAAUGCAUAGAUGCAAUGAAAAAUAUUUAAUAAAGUGUUACAGCAGAAAAACCACUCAAUA